Messenger RNA from Trametes versicolor FP-101664 SS1, 1704 nucleotides. RefSeq lists its product as uncharacterized. Gene Ontology annotation, cellular component: cytoplasm; ubiquitin ligase complex. The transcript is spliced from 11 exons. The record is from RefSeq and is a predicted model, not a curated record. Gene Ontology annotation, biological process: protein polyubiquitination; positive regulation of proteasomal ubiquitin-dependent protein catabolic process; ubiquitin-dependent protein catabolic process. Bases 1 to 1704 code for a protein of 567 amino acids. Gene Ontology annotation, molecular function: ubiquitin protein ligase activity; zinc ion binding; ubiquitin conjugating enzyme binding. Lineage: Eukaryota; Fungi; Basidiomycota; Agaricomycetes; Polyporales; Polyporaceae.
AUGACAGAGGUCGCGAGUCAUGACAUGCUCUCCGAGCUGCUCAUCGCCAAGAUGCUCGAAGACGACAUGCGGGAGCUCGAAAACGCUCGCGCAGCUGAAGAAUUUCAGCUCAGCGAGACUCUUCGAUCUUCCGCACUUGCAGCAGGACGAUUUCCCAAGAAGAUCCAGCCCGUGGCCUUGGGUCGUUCUGACCAUGACGUCGCCCUCGAGGUUCUUGCCGCUGAGGUCCUGGCGAACAAGGACGCAGUGAUCGCACAGAGCUGGCAGCAUGCCGAAGAUAGCAACCACCUCGCAAGCAGGCAGUACGCCCAGAAGCUCGUCGCCGCUGAGAAGAAGAGUGCUAUAGAUGCAGAGUUUGCGAGACGCCUUCAGCAAGCCAUUGAUAACGGAGAAGAUGACGUCGAGAUGCGCGAUGCUGAGAGCGUUCUUGGACAGCAUGCUAUAGAGGACAUAAUGGCCGGUGACAUGAACGAGAAAGGGAAAGGCAAACAGCCAGCUGUCUUCAAGGGCAAGCGCAAACUCGAAGAGAUAGAUAAGGAAGAAGACCUUCCCGUAAACCUUUAUCCUACUUGUGGGAUCUGCAUGGAGCCUUUCCAGGCAACGUAUUCUCCCGCAGCCGCGGCGCGUUCUGCGAACUCUUCGUCGCGCCUCCAGUUCGGCACCUCUCUGCCUUGUCCGAUGUCUCACUCGUACUGCAUCUCGUGCUUGACCGGCUACAUCAACAGCAAGCUAGACCCGGAAGGGAACGGGAGUGUUGGGAGUCAGAACGCAGUCGUCUUUCCGAUACGGUGCCCCGAGUGCCCCGUCGCGGAAUGGCCAGAAGGCAUUCCAGACGAAAUUGCACAGCGCGUGCUAUCGGAGAAGGGCAUGGUUCUCUGGCAUCACCAGAAACUACUAGACAGUCUUCCUCGCCAUUACUGCCCGAAUCCUCGAUGCUCUGCGCUCGUUCAACUGGAUGAAGACUCUGAGAACCCUCAAGCGGUUUGUCCGUCAUGCCAAUCGGUUAUAUGCGUACCCUGCCGGGUUGUUUGGCACGAAAAUCUUACAUGCGAAGACUACCAGGCACUACCAUUGGAUGACCGAUCUCCGGAAGACCAGAAGGCACUACAGCUGAUGAAGGCCGAGAACUGGAGAAGAUGUCCUAGUUGUGCUUUCAUCGUGGAGCUGGCUGUUGGUUGCAACCACAUUACCUGCAGAUGCAAGACAGAGUUCUGCUUCAAGUGCGGUUCUAUAUGGGAUGUCCGGAACAAGCGGUGCUCGCGCGAGCCUUCGUGCGAUCUGUGGGACGACGAGAUGCUCCUCGAGGAACGUGAACGUGCCCGUGAGCGCGAGCAAGCUGCUCGACAGCCGCCACGCGCGCACCUCGGCAGGGCUGUAGCGAUGCCCCCGGCGCCCGCGCCCUAUGUGCCCCUGCCGGUUUAUGUGCCGCCGCUCAGAGUUGCAGAUGACGAGGAGCUCUCAUGGAUAACUGACCCUGACGUUAUCUGCGCGCGCCACUGGUUCACCGCGGCGAUGAUCAACACGCUGACGUGCCAGUACUGCGACACGAAGCUGAACUCGCUGGCGGACCUACGGUACCAUCUCACCCACGUGCGGCGGCACGCCGUCUACGCCUGCUGCGGCCGGUUCUUCAAGCGGGAGGUGGACUAUGACCGGCACAUGGGAGCACGAUAUGACCAUGAGCAUAACUUCCGGCGCGACUGA